Messenger RNA from Mercenaria mercenaria, 2430 nucleotides. RefSeq lists its product as uncharacterized. The transcript is spliced from 4 exons. The coding region runs from base 311 to 1672 and encodes 453 amino acids. NCBI's taxonomy places the organism in Eukaryota, Metazoa, Mollusca, Bivalvia, Venerida, Veneridae. The record is from RefSeq and is a predicted model, not a curated record.
UGAUUAACCUUUGAAACCAUUUAAAUCGGGAAUCAAUUUUGAAAGUUACUCUGAUAACUUCGGAUACAUGGAAUAGAUAGCGUAACUGACCAGUUGUUUAUCACAUGUUUAAUAAAGCGACACACCUUACUAUCAAUGACUAUCAAAGAUCACUUGACUAAUCUCGACUUACGUGAGAAGGUAUAAUCAAAAUGGAGAGUUGGAUACUACUAAUAGUGUUUUUCAGCCUCUUAUUACAACACCUGAAAGAAAUCGACACGGAAAUCUUGGAUACCUAUCAAUAACUCAGAUUUCUUCUACAGGUGAUACAAUGUCAAAAGCAACAAAUAUUGAUAUGAACAUCAGUGCUGAUGUCAAAUCUACUGUUAAAUUAGCAACAGACUCACCAGCAAGCAUCCAAACGACAAAUGCAAACACAUUUGCCAGUAAUAUGUCCGGAACAAACAGUAUUCAAAGUGCAGCUUUUCAAACUACAGAAAAAGAAAAUAUUUUAGACCAUGAAGACAGUCACAAUGGCGUUGUUGUCGUUUAUGUUACUGUACCGAUUGCUGUUGUACUCUUGGCUGGGAUGGUACUGGUCUUUAUCCUGGUGAUAAGAAGAAGAAAAAGGCAACGCCUACGCAAAAAGAUGAGCGACAAAGAUGAAUGUAAUGAGUCAAAGAAGGAAAACAAUAAUGAUAUUGGAGUUGCAAACGAAGCAUUUACAGGUCAUAUAUUUGUUGGAAAACAACUGAAUGGUAAUGAAUCAUUAUCAAGCCUUUAUGAAGAAAUUGCGGAUACAGGUAACCUAUAUUACAAUUAUGAGACAGAUCAUAGUAAAAAUUCUGAAAACCUUUAUUAUGACUACAACAGGAGAGACACUCGUAUAGAAGGCAUCGUGGAAGAUGAAUUUGGUUACGGACAUUUUAAACAAAAGAUAAAUCCAUUAACUGAGAUCGAUGAAACUUACCAAAAUGUAGAAGAACGAACUGUUCGUCAAGAUUCCAAAGAGAUCAGUAAAAUGGUUUCUGACAAAAUAUACUCUGGGCUAGAAUCAGAUUCCUCUCCUCUAUAUAUGAAUGAUUCUGACUUGCCAUCUGCAUCAAAGAAAACUAUCAGAAAAGAAUCAACUUCUAGCAAACUUUCUGUUGACGAUGAUGAUCCACUCUAUGAUCAUGCCAAAGCUGGAGGGCAUGAAUGGGAUGGUAAAGACAGAGAUACAUGUUUAUAUGAAAAUGAGCAAAUUGUAAAUCGGAAACGUAGCCUUUUGCAAACUGUUUACAUGAGUGAUACAAACAAUAAUUCAAAAGAUAAAACAUCAAAGUCAGAGUAUGCGGGUAAAGGUGAUAUUGAAUCAAAUCAAGACAGUUGUAAAAUACCUGUUUAUCUUGAACUGGAAGCAGAGGAGGAAGAGGAUAAAACAAAUGACAACAAACAAUUUCAAGAAGCAAAAGAGAAAUUCCCAAUUACUAACAAUGAAUACGACUACGCUUCUGUUAAUGGAAUAAACAAUGGUACGAGAAUCGAUGAAAUCAAAGACAUUUGUAUAAGCGAUGAUGAGAAUACUGGAGAUAGUGAUCCUUCCCGACUGUAUUUUAUACUAGAAAAAGAAAAUACAAUACAAGUAGAGGACACCGAAUACGAUUCAACAAAUAAUCACGAAUAUUUCAUAUUGGAGAAAGUGGAAAAAUAGUUUUAUCCAAAAUCUUAGAAAUAAAAUGACUGUUAAUAAAAUAUUACAAUUAUGAGACAGAUCAUAGUAAAAAUUCUGAAAACCUUUAUUAUGACUACAAUAACCUCGUUCGAUGGUCACGAUGAUAAUAUAUAUUGAACUUAUAUGCCUGUUGAAUACCACGGUUUCAAUGUCAGCCAGAUCUGAAAAAAUAAAAUCUAAGUUUUGUAAUAUUCAUUGAUUAAUAUAUUUUAGACUGGGUUCUAACAAUAGAGGAUUUAAUAUAACUGCUGCUCAUGUCAUUGUUUUUGAAGUAUUUGUUAAAUUGAUCCUGUAUCUAAUAUCUUUCAUAUACUUUCGUAUUGCAUUCUUUAUCUAUCAAAACAGUUGCUAUUUUCUCACGCAAAUAUUUUAUGAUAUAAACAUUGACACGAGUCUGACAAAUAUUUUGUCAAUUAAAUAACGAGUGUUAUACUUUUCAAAAUCACACACGUGACAAAUUACAUCUGUCUUCUAUGAAAAGAGAACACUGUGUUUAAUUUCUACGAAGUAGACUCGAGUUAUCCGGCGCUGCAAAAAAACUUAAAAGCGCCAUGCAAUUUUUAAACAUGUCUGUCACUGUCAAUUUGUUAUUAAUAUAAAUAACAACGAUUGCAUAAACUAAUGUCUUUUGCCUUUACAAUGGUCAUGUUAAGUUAUUUUACUAGACAGUUUAUGAUUUGAUGACUUCGUAAUGUUUAAAAUUGUUUAGGUACCAUAAAAGUGUUUUUUGCGUUGGG